AUGGAUGAAAUCAGGCGCAGGGAACAGGAAGAGGAAGAUCGUCGUGUCAGAUCGAGGUCAAACAUGGCGAACAAGAUGAAAAUGACACAAGAAACCAAAGCACUGAUACCUGAGGAACAGAGAAAUAUGUUUUCGAAUGGAUUUUCAUCCAAAGAUACUUCCGUAUGCAUUCUUUGCGGCGUCCCAUUGGUCGAAGGAAUACCAGACGACUUCGAAACGAGCACAGAUAUGGAACUGAAGCGCAAGCUCGUGGUGCACGACAAGUUCAUGUCACCAUGGCAAUUCACUAAGAAUCUCACCACCGCAGACAAAGACCUUUCACGCAAGGUAUUUUUUGGUAGAUGCGGCCAUGUUUACUGUGGGAGAUGUAUCAACAACAUCAACAGAUACGCAAAACAGAAAGGCAAAUCCAGGCCUAAGAAGAAAAAAACCGAUCUGGACAAAGUUGGGGUGGAGCACAUGGAUUUGAACGAUCCGGAGUACUCAGCUCCCAAUCGUUGCGUGGCGCAAGAUUGUAAAAGGCUUUUGACAGGUAACUACUUUUUCCGCGAGUUAUAUGUCUGA
Messenger RNA from Ogataea parapolymorpha DL-1, 564 nucleotides. RefSeq lists its product as uncharacterized. NCBI's taxonomy places the organism in Eukaryota, Fungi, Ascomycota, Pichiomycetes, Pichiales, Pichiaceae. Gene Ontology annotation, molecular function: ubiquitin-protein transferase activity. The coding region runs from base 1 to 564 and encodes 187 amino acids. The transcript has a single exon. The record is from RefSeq and is a predicted model, not a curated record. Gene Ontology annotation, cellular component: SUMO-targeted ubiquitin ligase complex.